AUUUUUGAUGAAAUGUAAUUAUAAAAAAAUAAAAAAAAUAAAAAAAUAAUUUUUUUAAGUUUUUGAUAUUUCGAAGUUAUAUUCAGAAUAUUUAUGGUCAAACGCCUAAAAGUGAAAAAGUAAAAAAAAAAUUAAAAAAAAAAUGAAUAAUUUUUAUGGCCAAAACGGCACGUGAAUGCAAAUAAAUGAAGCCUCACACAAACACUUGUGUAAGGCGCAUAUUAAAAAAUUUGGUCAACCAAGUAUUGCACACUCUCACUUCUCAUACGGGAGGAGAAAGAAAGAAAGAGAGAAAGAGAGAAAGAGAAAGAAUAUAAAUAUGAAGAUCUCUCAUGACUAAGAACUGAAGAAACAGUACAAAUUAUCCUAUUCGUUUACGUUAUUGCGUAUAGACCCAGGAAAGACAAAUGAAAGAGAUCGUGUUGGUCAAUAUUCUGUUGAAGAACCUGUCGAAGCAGUUAUAUGAAGAUGACGAUGACUUGAAGCUGAUCUCAGGUUCAGAGAGUGAGUUUCUAGAUCUGCUGAACCAAGUUCGACGCCGAAAUGCCUGCCUACUCUAUGUCGCAGAUAUUAAGACGCAUCGAUUGAGAAAAGAGUUGAGGGCGGAUAUUUCAUCUGUUAUUUAUAGAACUGAGGACGUCAUUGAUGAGUUGCUGGUUAAGAGGAUGCUGAUAAAAGAGAGAUGCUACUAUUAUAUAUGGCCGGCAAAACGUCUCUUCAUUAUGAGCUCUAGCCGCCGGAAUAAAGUAGUACUAAAGAGUGCUUCCCAAGUUAUCAAAAACCUCCUUGACAGAAUGGUGAAAUUUAACAGAAUGGUGGAAUUUGACAAAAUGGUGGAACCUCCGGGCGGAGAACGACUAGCUUUUCAAAAGUUUCGUCUGGUUGCAAAUGUUGUCGUUGCUUUGGGUAAAACAGUUCACCAGCAGUCUACGAGGGUGCUCGAUCCCCUGAGGGGGGUCAGUCAAAAGUCUCGUCUGUUAAAAAAUGUUUUGGAUGAUGCUUCGACUCAAACAGUUCCCCAGCCGUCUACGAGCGUGGUCGAUCCCCCGAGGGGGUCCGGUCAAGAGUUUCAUCACCAACAGUCUACGAUCGAGCACCACCAGGCUACGAUAAUGCUCGAUCCCCUGAGGGGGUCCUGUCUAAAGUUUCGUCUGUUAGCAAAUGUUUUGGUUGAUGCUUUGCCUAAAACAGUUCACCAGCAGUCUACAAGCGUGCUCGAUCCUCCGAGGGGGUGUGGCUACGAGGGAUGCGCCAGAGUGGUGGGCUACUCUUGGGAAGCAGAAAAACUGAUCAAGCGACUUAUUGAAGGACCGGAAGAUCCAGAUGUUGUUCCCAUUGUGGGUAUCGUUGGACUUGGGAAAACCACAUUGGCAAAAGAAAUCUAUUCUGAUUCUCGAAUUAUACAUGAAUUUCACUUCAAAUAUUGGGUUAACGUCCACCAAUUCGAGCUGAAGGAUAUCUGUCUUUCUAUUCUUGAACGGCUCGAGCGAGAUGGCAUUAAUGUAGAAUAUGAUGAAGAUAUGGAUGUGCGUGAAUUAGCUGAGAGAAUAUGUGAUAUUUUGGCUGAAAGAGAUGGUAGAUGUCUCUUUGUGUUGGACGACGUGCGGACAUCAGAAGUUGUUGAUCUUUUCAAAAUAAUUUUUCGAAAAAAUAAAAAACGUCACCGUAUUCUGAUGACCACUCGCAUAGGAUAUGUGGCUACUUAUGCCAAUGAAGAUCCUCAUUAUCUGAAACAUCUGUCUCGAGAUGAAAGUUCUGAGUUUUUAAUUGGAAUGUGUGGCGGGAAAAGUACCUUAUCUAAGGAGUUGGUUGGAAUCGGGAUAAGCAUUGCAGAACAAUGUAGUGGAGUACCACUUUUGUUAGUUCUUGUUGCAAAUUCAUUAAAAAUUCGCCCGGAAAUACGUGAGUGGCAUUUUGUUGAGAGAGAUAUGAUGAAGCGAGUUAUGGAUAAACGUAACCGACUAAGCAUUUAUCCCUUCGUAAAGGAGAGUUAUGAUCGUUUGACCGAGGAUAUGAAGCUAUGUUUCCUAUAUUUGGGCGUCUUUCCUCUAGAUUUUCAAAUUCCUGCUCAGAAAUUGAUUCGCUUGUGGAUUGCUGAGUGCUUAAUAAAUUUUGACUCCGACUUCGACUCGAUAUCACUUGAGGAGAGAGCAGAAAUUUGUUUGAACGCCCUUGUCGAUAGGAAUCUAGUAAUAGUGACGCGAAAGAGGCUUGAUGGUAAAAUAAAAACAUGUCGUGUUCAUGAGUUGUUGCAUGCUUUCUGCAAAUUCAAGGCUGAAAAAUGGCUCUUUAAACUAGUAUCUGAAGAUACUGUCACUGAAAGUACUGUCAAUAAAGCAGAGACUACGCGUCGAUUGUGUAUUCAAUCCACUGUUGUUCUGAAAAACUUUCUCUCCACAAAGCCAGUUGCAAAGCAUGUUAGAUCUUUUUACUGUUUUCAUUCAGAACAAAGCCAAAUGGGGUUGUUUGACAGUUACAGCCAACUCAUCCCCAAAGCUUUUCCAUUGCUUAGGGUUUUGGAGAUUGGUUCCCUUAACCCCGUUUUCCCCAAGGAUUUUAACCAGCUAUAUCAUUUGAAGUAUAUUUCCAUCUCAGGAGAUUUCAAGGCUCUUCCCGAAGCCUUUGGUAAAUUCUGGAACUUACAAACUCUUCUAAUUAACACAACUACAUCAGAGCCCACCCUUGCGAUUGAAGCAAGCAUAUGGAAUUUGUUACAAUUGCGGCAUCUGCACACCAAUAUCCCUGCAAAAUUGCUGUCCUCUCCUAACCCAACUGGUAAAGAUUCUUGCCUACAAACUCUUUCUGUGGUGGCACCAGAAAGUUGCAGGAUAGAUGUCUUUGCAAAAGCUUUUAAUCUCAAAAAGUUGGGUAUUCGAGGGGACAUGGGGGCUUUCCUUUCCCUUAAAUUCAGCAAUCUUGAAGACAUAAGAUGCCUAGAACAUUUGAAACUGUAUAACGAUGGUUCUAAUAAAUUUCCCCUUCCUCCGUCCUUCCAAUUUUUACGCACUCUGAAGAAGUUAACAUUGUCUAACACAAUGUUUGAUUGGAGUGAUGCCAACAUAUUAGGGCAAUUGGGAUCCCUUGAGGUCCUAAAGUUGAAACAGAAUGCAUUCAUGGGGAAAUCCUGGAAGUCGGAGAGAGGAGGUUUCAGUCAACUCCAGGUCCUUUGGAUUGAAAAGGCAAACUUGGAAACUUGGAAGGCCUCAGAACUUCAUUUUCCAAGACUUAGGCACCUCGUUCUCAUCUCUUGUGAAGAUCUUAAGGCCGUGCCAUCUAAGCUGGCUGAUGUACAUAGCUUUAAAGAGAUGAGGCUGGAGAACACACACGGAGCAGUCAGAUCUGCAAGAGAAAUAGAGUGCAAGAAGCUGGAAAGCAUCAAAUUCAAACUCACCAUAUUCCCUCCUGAUGCUGAUUAUUAGAAGACCACAUACUUCUCAAAAGGAGAGAUCCAGGCGUGAUUGUUGCUGGGAGCCUGGAACUAUGGACAAGUAGAAUGCUCUUUGAUACGGAGGCAUCAAAUUUCAUGUUUUCUUCAGUACUCUGUUCAUCUGAUAAACUUAUUCCAAUAAAGAAGUUGUUUGUGUUUUAUUUAUUCAAAUAUUGUGAAGUUGAAAACUAUCCAUGUGUGGUUGAUCACUGUUGGUUUGUUACGUUUCCAGUUCACCAUGUUUGUUUCCAAGUUGUAAUAAAAGUACUGUUCCCUCUUUCCAUU
This is a messenger RNA of Lycium barbarum (goji berry), 3712 nucleotides long. Its product is annotated as putative late blight resistance protein homolog R1A-10. The transcript is spliced from 3 exons. NCBI's taxonomy places the organism in Eukaryota, Viridiplantae, Streptophyta, Magnoliopsida, Solanales, Solanaceae. Gene Ontology annotation, biological process: defense response to other organism. Gene Ontology annotation, molecular function: ADP binding. The coding region runs from base 408 to 3419 and encodes 1003 amino acids. The record is from RefSeq and is a predicted model, not a curated record.